Molecule: messenger RNA, 9253 nt
Organism: Pantherophis guttatus
Lineage: Eukaryota; Metazoa; Chordata; Lepidosauria; Squamata; Colubridae
Gene: ZNF106
Product: zinc finger protein 106
Biological process (GO): insulin receptor signaling pathway
Cellular component (GO): cytosol; membrane
Molecular function (GO): SH3 domain binding; RNA binding
Source: RefSeq, a predicted model, not a curated record
UCUUUUGGGUCGAGCUUGCAGGUCUCCGGAGGAGGCUGCACCGGCAAUGGGCGGGGUUUCGGUAGCCCAUCUUGUUGGGUGAUGCGCUCGUGCUUCGCGGCUGGAUGAGGCGGAUACGAUCUCAGUGAUGGGCUGCUGCUGGUUUAAUCAAUUCGGCACAAGAAACCAUUGGUUGCCCUCUAACACCACUGGAUGACAUCGCCAGGUCUCACUGCUUUAGCAGACUAAGGAAGAUACUCAGAGAUGAUUCAGUCUCUCUUCGCACGUCUACCAUCGGGCAGAAGACAUCGAAGCAUAGCCAGCCGAACAAAUAGGGAUAGGGUAAGAUCUUUUUGAAGAAUUCACUAUGGUCCGAGAACGAAAAUGUAUAUUAUGUCAUAUCGUAUACAGCUCGAAAAAGGAAAUGGAUGAGCACAUGAGAAGUAUGCUUCAUCAUCGGGAACUUGAAAAUCUAAAAGGGAGGGACAGCAAUCAUGAGUGCCAAGUGUGUAGGGUGACCGUGGUGGGCUUGUCAGCAUAUGCCAAGCACAUCUCCAGCCAGUUGCACAAAGACGGCGUUGAAGCCCACGAUGCCGAGGAAGAGAAAGAAAAGACCGAUGAAGAAUACUUUGACAAGGAACUUAUCCAAUUAAUACAGCAAAGAAAUGAACAAAACCGGACAAGUGAAUUUUGUCAGAUAAACUGUGAAGCAGAAGAUGAUGACAGGAGAUUGCGAAGGCGACAAAAUGACAGACUCUCUUAUCAAGACCGAGAUCGUUAUGAAGCAACAUCAAGGAGGCAUCAUGGACCAUCACAGAGGGACUGGAACUGGGAAAAGGAUAGUUUCUUAAAUUCAAAGCAAGGAAAAUUCAUCCACUCUUCAAGGAAUUCUACUAACUCAAACAGACAUCUCAGCAGCCAAAGAGAACGACUUGGGUGGCAUCAAAAUGGCUCUAGAGGACCUCCAAGUCGAUAUCAUAACUAUGGAAGCACUGGAGGUAUUUGGCAUCAGAAUGAUAGAGGUGCAACAUCAGGUUGGCAUCAUCAUGAUAGAGGAAGAAAUUCCAAUUGGAGUUCUGAAGCAAAUAAUGUAUUUUCCAGCUGGCAAUCCAAAAAUGUAGGGGGGCACUGGAAAUCUGCUCAACAAAAUGGAAAUGGAUGGAACAUUGGAAGAAAUAAAGCUGUCAACAGUAGUUCUCAGGUAGACAAUAUGGAUAUUUCCCGGUUAAAAAUAAAUAGUGUACAGGAUAAAUACAGCAGUGAAAAUUAUACAUGGCAAUGGCAGGAAGGUGUGGAAAAUUAUACCGGUGUUGAUAAUAAAAAUGGCAGUCCUGAUUGCUUAUUAGAUUUCACAAGUGACCAGCUACCUUCAGAUCAAUUGCUAAGUUUUAGUGUUUCUAAGCACUCGGAGAGUAAGAAUUCCAAAGUCAGUAGAAAAUGCAGUAGUCCUUCUCGAGAUAAGACUAACCGAUGGGCUCCUUAUCCUUCCCAGAAAACUGUAGAGCAGCAGCCGCUGUCUGACGAGAAUGUAGCUAAAACAUCAGAGAAAGCAUUGUCUCGGCUGUCUUCAGAAACAGCAAAUCCUAAAACCAGCAACUCUAAAGUGAGAAAACGGGAAGAGAGUUAUUCAAUAUCUUCAGCUAACAGUAAGGCAUCCCCUAAAGUUGCACCAUGCAAAGUGCCAGUGGCCUGCACAAAUGAGAACAAGUCAAGUAAAGCUGAAAGCAAAAAUAGAAAGAUGCCCUCCUUGAAGUCUCCACUUCUAGCUAUUCCAGAUAUUAAAUCCUCUUCUAAAAGAAGAAAUUCAAAGAAUCUCAUGAAACAUGCCCAUGUCUCCUCAUCUUCUGGGGAAGUCCAAAGUCAAUUGAGUAUAGAGGCUAGCAAUUCCUCAAAUAAAUCCAAGCUGAACAAUAAUGCAUGUAACUAUAGCAGUUUAAAAGGGAACACACCUCUAUUUUGCAGCAAUGAAAGCUUAAACAAAGCAUUAGAAAAGGCCAAAGAUGAACUCCAGCAUAGUUAUUCUUUUCAGAAGUCCCGGUCAGGCUCCAGUGGAGAUGCUCAGAGUGAUGGGAAAGAAGAACAGAAACCUGAAGACUUUUCACAUGAUUUAAAGGUACAUGAAGUCGAGACCAAAAGAGUAGAAAACAAGAACCAUGAUAAUAAACCAGGAAGCACAAAUAUUUCCUCAAAUUCUUAUUCAUCUUAUGGCCUUGCUGAACUUGAUCACAUUGCAGCUAAAAAUGAUAACUGUUUAGAAGAAUUGAGUGGUGCUAAUAAAAAACACAUUGAACUCCAAAAGGAGACUCCAGACUCUUUGUCAAACUAUCCCUGUGAGUUAGAUAUUGAACUGAAAACAACUCUGGAAGAAGAUGGCGAUGAAGAUGUUACAAAAUCAAAUGAUGCUCUCGAAAAAGAAGAUGAUGGAGAUAAUUCAAAUCAUGAGCUGCUGAAAGGUACUACAGGGCCAUCAACAGGCCCUCUUCUUCCUGAAUUGAGCAAACUUGGGUUCCCAGCUUCUCUCCAAAGAGACCUGACAUGGCGCACUAGCUUAAAAAAUAAAAUUAGCGCUCAUUUGCCUGAGCCAAAUCUCAAUAAUGCAAGACGCAUUCGAAAUGUGAGUGGUCACCGAAAGAAUGAGACAGAAAAGGAAUCUGGACUGAAACCUACUUUGAGGCAGAUUAUCAGUGCGUCUCGUAGAAAUGUAAACUGGGAACAGGUUAUUCAGCAGGUGUCAAAGAAAAAACAAGAACAAGGCAAAGGUUUACCAAGGUUUGGCAUUGAGAUGGUUCCGCUCAUCCAGAAUGAACAAGAAGGCCUUGAGUUGGAUGAAAACGUUGACCUCACCAGUCUUGAAGGAUUCCAGUGGGAAGGGAUAUCUAUAGGUUCCCCAGGAACAGUUAGGAAACGUAGCCUCUCGGAAAGCAGCGUGGCUGUCGAUAAGACAGCCUCCAUUUACAGUUUCUUUAAUAAUCAAGGCACAAGUAAAGAAGACAAGCUGAUAAAAUCUGCUUCAGUUGCCAACUCUGAGGAUAUAACAAGCAGAAUUCAGAUGUUAGAAGAUACUGUGGUUACCGUGAAACAGGAGUCAUCUUCUCUUCCUUCCUCCCCAUUCAAGAGCGACAGAACUGAUUUAAUUUCAAGUGAAAGGAAACUCAGCCUCCAGUCUACCCCAAAUGUCGCAAUCUUUAGUACAAGCGAAAACCAGAGAAGCCCUGACUGUACCAUUCAUCCAUCCGAAACCAAAGGAACAUUGGAGAGUGCAGAAGAACAUUCCACCCUGUUUUCUGGCCUUGCAGACAUCAGCGCUCUGGAUGCAGCUACCGAUAGCAGCUAUACAUCAAGCAAUGAGCAGAAUGAUAGCCAGGGAAUGGGAAAGAAAAGAAGAGCAACAGGAGAGGGCUCCUGUCCUGAAAUCCCAAGUUUAGAAAGAAACACUAAGCGAAGGAAGAUCAAAGGAAAAAAAGAGCGUUCUCAGGUGGAUCAGUUGUUGGUUAUUUCCCUGAGAGAGGAAGAAUUAAGCAAAUCAUUACCAUGCAUAGAUGAAAGCCUCCUGCAGGCUCGAUCAGCUCUGCAAGCAGCUUAUAUCGAAGUCCAGCGAUUACUUGUAUUGAAACAGCAGAUAUCAGUCGAAAUGGGAUCUCUGAGGGCCCAGAGGAUUCAGAUCCUGCAGGGGUUACAAGAAACUUACGAGCCUUCAGAACAAUUGCAAUUGCAACAGCCACAUCACAGCAGCUCAAGUGAAAAAAGCCUUGGCAAGCUCCAUUUGACACAGGAUACCACUGCUAAUGCAGGUCUUCUUGCUCCUGUUCUGGAUGCUGUUCCACCUACCUCUGCGCAGAUCCCUCCUCCUUUUUCAGCCCCUGCUCAGGAAAAGGCUGAACCUACAUUCCAGACUGCUGGUGACGUUGCCCCCAUCACAGUCCCCGAUUCAUCCAUACAAAUCAAGCGGGAAGCUGUGUCUCCAAAGCUUAGAGAAGACUGCAUGAACGUUCCUGAACAGAGUACUUCACGUUCCCCACAUGCAGAACUUCACUUGCAGGAUAGAAAUACAAGUCAACAGCCUUCACUGUAUCCAGUUAUCACUGCUAGUAUGUCAUUGUUGGAACUAAUUGAUUUCCAAAAAGCAAAUCAAGAUAUUCAGAAAUCUAUUCCAAAUAUGAUAGGGACAAGGUUAUCUGGCCAUUCUUCCCCUACUAAUUCAGGAUCAGUAUCCUCAGUGAAAACACAAGGCAAGAUAACUCCAGCAGGCAAUACCAUAUCUGAACCAUGCAUUGGCUCAUUGGAAAGCCAGUCAUUUACUUCCGAACUUGCUGCAAAUGAAAAUAAUAAACAGUCAACUGAACAGCCCGAGCAGAUGGCCAUCUCUACUAUGGUCACCAUGGAAUUCAAAACAAGCAAGAAGAAGAAAAAGUUGAAAAAAAAGAAAGCAUUCCGAGCAGCCCGUGUUCCUGAGAAUAGUGAUACAGAACAGGACGUUAGUGAUUCUAAACCAAUUAGGAAAGUAAAGACUGUAAAGAUACCCAAGGGGGAAAAAGUAACAACAUCCACCCCUCCAAAGAAAGAGGAUGGUGUGGCUGCUCAUGAAAGAAAGAGGAAAAAUGAGGAGAAUGAUAGUGACACAUCUCUUGAAUUUGUGGAAGUCCCUAAAUCUCCUCUGGAAGUGGUGGCCAUCAACUCAUCAGAAUCGGAAAGUGAGAAACCAGACAGCCCUUCUAAGAGAAGAGAUACCUUGAGCUCCACAGAUAAACUGUUGAAAGAGUCAUCUCGGUCGGGCCACGAUGAAGUGAGCUCUACUAGUGAGAUUGGAGUAAACUAUAAAGAUGAUAUUGGUAGAAGUGUGGCUGAGACUCAGACACCUUUAUCGUCAUUACGAGGAUCAAAAACUUCAUCAGAAGUGUCUUCAGAGCCAGGUGAAGAUGAGGAUCCCACAGAAGGGAUAUUUGAGGGGCAUUCAGCAUCAGUGAAUGCCAUUCAGAUUUUUGGGAACAUGUUGUACACCUGCUCAGCAGACAAAACUGUCCGUGCAUAUAACUUAGUGAACAGGAAAUGUGUGGGUGUCUUUGAAGGGCACGCUUCCAAAGUCAACUGCCUCCUGGUAAUUCAGACAACAGGGAAAAAUGCAGCACUUUACUCUGGCUCCAGUGAUCACAAUAUAAAUUGCUAUAACGCCAAGACAAGAGAACUUAUUGAUCAAUUUAAACUGGAUGACCGUGUGCUUUGCCUGCACAGUAGAUGGAGGAUCCUUUACGCCGGCCUUGCAAAUGGAAAUGUGGUCACUUUUAAUAUAAAGAACAACCGACAACUUGAUACUUUUGAGUGUCAUGGUCCUAGGGCGAUUAGCUGCCUGGCUACAGCUCAAGAAGGGGCACGACGACUACUGAUUGUGGGAUCCUACGAUUGUACAAUUAGUGUGCGGGAUGCCCGAAAUGGACUGCUGCUCCGAACCCUUGAAGGUCAUAGCAAAACAGUAUUGUGUAUGAAGGUUGUGAAUGAUCUGGUUUUCAGUGGUUCCAGUGACCAAUCUGUCCAUGCCCACAACAUACAUACUGGGGAGCUGGUACGGAUAUACAAGGGGCAUAACCAUGCAGUAACUGUUGUGAACAUCCUGGGAAAAGUGAUGGUAACAGCCUGUUUAGACAAGUGUGUUCGAGUAUAUGAGUUGCAGUCUCACGAUCGUUUACAAGUCUAUGGAGGACAUUCGGAUAUGAUUAUGUGCAUGACCAUUCAUAAGAGCAUGAUCUACACAGGUUGCUAUGAUGGUAGUAUCCAAGCAGUGCGGCUUAACCUGAUGCAGAACUAUCGUUGUUGGUGGCAUGGAUGUUCACUUAUAUUUGGAGUUGUGGACCACUUGAAACAGCAUUUGUUAAAUGACCACACAAAUCCGAAUUUUCAAACUCUGAAGUGCCGCUGGAAGAAUUGUGAUGCAUUCUUCACCUCCAGGAAAAGUUCCAAACAGGAUGCAGUCGGACAUAUUGAGAAGCAUGCAGAGGAUGAUAGCAAGAUUGAUUCAUGACAUUUUUCAGCCUCCCAUAUUGGGAAGUAUUUUUUUAUACACAAGUAAUUUUACAUGCCUUGUCCACCUCAUUCUUUUCUUUUUCCUCCUGUUUCAUCAUUGGAGUGCAAAAAGAACACAUGCCUUUUUCUGUUUUGUCUACAGAGACAGAAUCUAUUCGCAGCUCUGUAAAGGAAGGAAUGACAGAGUCAUGCCAAAUAACUGUUUAUACCAUUCACUUUUUAGGGGGAAAAUCUACCUUCCCUCUUACUUACAUUGUGCAAAUAAGUGCAGUGUGCUUAUCUAUUACUUGGUAUUCAGAGUAAUGUUUUAUACUUAAUUUGGGACCCUACAUAUAAGUGUUUUAACCAUCAGUUUUCAUGUUAUAUGUAGGAUCCCCUGUUAAUGUAUGUUUCUGGUUUUGGAUUAUUUUAAUAUUAAUCAAAACAUUAUUGAACUCAGGCUAGAAAUACCACCUGAUUGUUGAAUUCCUUAUUUUUUUUCUUACUGAAGUCUUUGAGAUAUUUUGCUGUGGGAAUGAACAAUUGGCUCACUGUUUGAGUUACUUUAUAUUGUGGCUUCAGUUUAAAAUUUGAAAUUUACACAAUUAAUCACAAUUUUACUUGAUUUUAUGGGUCUGCUUUGGCUCCAAAGAAUCUUAGGGUGGCAGAGAACAUACUGUUAAGACAGCAGAAUACCUGUUUCUUAAACAUACUAUUAUUUCCCGGUUAUUUUAAGAGUUCCAGGCAUCAUAAUACAAACACCAGUAAAUAUAACUUAUAUUAAACAUUUUUGGUUAGGUUUAUACCUAGUGCUGUCUUGCCACAAUAUUGGGACUAUUUUUUCGAUUCUGAGAAUUUUAAGUUAUGACCAUUCUGGCAUUUGAAGUAAGUGAACUUUACAUAUUUUUACUUGCUUCAUCCAGCUAAGCCUGUGAGAAUCCUGUGUUUUUGAUAACCAUCUUGUUUCACACCAACUGACUAAAUUUCAGUUCCUAUAAUUGCAAGUUAAAAAGCUGUUGGGCACAAACUGGAAAGAUUUAAAACCCAAGCAGAAGCUGAGAAUUUUGCAUGUAUUUUGUGCUGUCAUUUAAGGGAGCAAAACCAAGCAGUGUGACAAAUGUAAGAAUUGAAAGAAUAAUAGCAUAUGUGUUUGAGAAAGAAAUGUGUAUAUGGUCAGUGCUGUCUGGGAAAGUUUUGGUGCUGCAAUUUGCGGUAUUCAGAAAGUGGUUCCCUGUUUAGAUUUCAUCUACUGUUUGUGACAUCAGUUCUGGUUUUUCUUCCAUAGAAAAGCUAAAAACCUCAUUAUUAGUCUAGCAGUAUCUGACUGUGAGCUUAACUACACCAGACAAUAUAUACAUAUUAGAAGAACAAAAAUGAACAAUUCACUUCUAUUGUUAAACAUCUUCUGUAGCCUGUGUGUGAUUUCUGGGCAAUAGUGCCUCCUCUUUUCAUGACAUUGUUGAGAGCUGAAAUCAAACAAGCUAAAGGAAACCCUCAAAUGCUUAUUUGAAAGGCUGCAAAAACUUUCAUUUUGUAGACAGCUGAAUAUUGAAUGACAUUUUAAAAUAUAGCUCAUUCUUAAUUGAAUGUGUUUGAAGUUAAAUUACGGAGGUAGGAAGUAUUUUUGUGAAGAAAAAUAUAUGGAGUGCGUUAUUAGUUAUGUGAAUGCGUGAAUUUUAAUUUUGCAUCCUCUUCAAGGAUUUUAAUUUUUCAGUAUUUUAACUGGAAGAGGAUGGUGCCUUGAUAUGCAAUAAUUUAAAUGUCUUGACAUCAGUAAUUGCAAUUUAUAACUUGGACUACUUAUUUGUGUAUCUUACUGUUUAGGACUGUAUGUAUGUUUGGGUGUGUGCGCAUGUAAUUUAGGAUGAGUGUGUUUUGGGAUGCUUUCAAAAUUUGUAUUAAAACUUGUUCAGCAAUAAAAGCGUGGCCAAGUUUUAUUAUUAGUUUGUUCUAUAAUAUAUGUUUUUCUUAAUGAGAAGAAUCAUUGCAAAUGAGGCUACAUGCCUCAGAAAGUUAAACUCCUCCUCCUUCCGUGUGUUGUGCUGAAACUCCACAGUUCUCUCAUGUGGAAUUGAAAUGUUGUUCUCUUGCGAUUCAGGUUAUUUGUUUGGUUUGAGGUUGUUUUCUGUACUUAUACCUCUUUAGUUGGAAAUGUAAGCAUGCUCCUUUAGGUUGCUCUAGAAAUCUUGGUGCAAAGAGGGCAAAAUGGAGUUUGCUGAUUAUGGAUAGAAUGGUAAGGCAGAUGCAUCAAGAUUGCGUACUUUGAAGAUUGUCACAUUCUGGAAAGUUGCAGGUUUUUGUCUUAUUUUCACAAAUAUAUUAACUUUAUCUUUAGAAAAUAUUUAUUUUGAAAAAAAGGAGAUAGAAAUGAAGUUGCCAGAGUGAAUCGCAGAGUGCAUUAUUGAAAUGUGUGGGAAGUGUUUAGUUUUGCGUGCUGGCUGAUGUCUGAGUAAGUUGUUGCAGGUUGCAUAUGCAAUGUAUUUGGACUGCAUGCCAACAUAUUUCUUCAGUAUAAGAGGUGUGCGUUUUUAAAAUGCCAUUAAGUUUUGUGUUUGUGUGUGUGUGGUGAAUGUGUUUCUUUACAUUAAUUGUUCUGCUGUGGAGGACUGUUGUGUUUUUCAGCUGCUGUAGAAUUCAGGUAUUUGGUAGCUGGUUGCAUUUUUGUCCCAUUAAAUAACAGAACACUUGCAAGUAUCCCAGCUUCUAUUUGCCCUUUGAGACACUACCUGGGCUACGGUGGAUUGAAACAUAAAAGCUACAACAUCUUAAUAAAGUGGCAAAGCACCCAUCUUAAAAACUCGGGACUGCAUUCUAAUGACAUUAGAUAUAAUAUAUCUAACAUGACAUUUUAUCUUCUUUUUAAAUGCAAGUUGGGGAUAUGUGUUUCAUAGCGCAAAUAUGUUAAAGACAGAUACAUUAAGAAUUAGUAUUCGGGCAGCCAGCAGCUAACUUGCUCUAAACACUGAGUUUCCUAGAUAAUCUAUAGUUUGUGAGGAACGAUUUCCACAGAACAUAUAAGCAGGUGCUCCACAUAGUACUGUGCAUUAAUGCAGCUAGAAGGUCUAAAGCAACACAUCAUUUAAGGCAUGAACAGAUUCCUGUAAUUGCAAAAAUACCAGGUGGGAAAAUAGCAUACCUACUAUGCUAUAACUGUUUAACUAACAUCUUUUUUCAGUUUGUUUCAGUGAAUGAUUUAGUCUUUCCUUUUUUGCUACAAAGCUGUGAAUUAGAUAAGAUAAACAGCAAAAAGAAAACAAAAUAAAUUUACUUUAUCCCAAGA